UAAAAAGGAUUAAUUUAUUUCAUUUAAUUCUAUUUGUUUACAAAUGGGGAGAUCUAAGAGAAGAAGAAAUGCAGAGAUAUCGCAAAGAUUAAAUGAGGAUAAAAAUUAUGUUGAAAAUAAAGAUUUACCAUUUACCAAAUUAAAUGACAAAUAUAUUUUAAUGCAUGUUAACAGUGGUACAAAGAAAGAAAAUGUCUUGAGGUAUGCAUUAGAGGAAUUUCCAAAGUUUACAAAUAUUAUUUGGCAUGGUGUUGGUCAAGCUGUUUAUAAAGUUAUUUCUUGUAUUGAAAUUUUUAAAGUUAAGUAUCCAGGAUUACAUCAAAUAAAUAAAUUACGUUACGUUCUAUCAAACAACAAGAAUGGAGGUGAUCGUUUUGUUCCAGAAAUUCAUAUCUUGUUAUCUAAAGAAGCUCAAGAUACUACAGAACUUGGAUAUCAGGCACCGGGUGAUACUGGACAAUUCAAUCUUCAAGGAAAUACCAAUUCAACAGAACCAAAUAUUACAGAUUUGGAUGUAGAUAAAAGUAACACUCUUGAGGAUGAUAAUAAUAGUAGUGCCAUUGAUAUUGAUUCGGAAACUUCUACUACUACGGAGUCAAAAUUUACAAAGAAGAGGCCAAAUAAAAAUCCAUUAUUGAAUCAAACAACAAAAAAGAAAAAGCAAUGAAAAAGAAUAAUAAAAAAAUACAGUAUAUUGUACUAUACGAAUCAAAGAUUUAGCCAUGUUGAAAUAUUAAUUUUCAUCAUAUCACUAGUCAUACAACAUGGACAUGGAUUGUAACCAGUACUUCAUUCAUAUCAAAUGAAAUGUGUCAUCGGUCUUUUAAUAUAUUAUCAAAGAUUUAAUAAGUCUUACAUA
This is a messenger RNA of Polistes dominula (European paper wasp), 859 nucleotides long. It is a transcript of the gene Rpp25, whose product is annotated as ribonuclease P protein subunit Rpp25. Gene Ontology annotation, cellular component: ribonuclease MRP complex. Gene Ontology annotation, biological process: tRNA 5'-leader removal. Lineage: Eukaryota; Metazoa; Arthropoda; Insecta; Hymenoptera; Vespidae. Gene Ontology annotation, molecular function: RNA binding. The record is from RefSeq and is a predicted model, not a curated record.